AUGAGUGGGGUUCCCUCUUCAUCUCCACGCUACCCCUUCCCCUACGAACUCCUUCUACUUCUCAGCGCUAUACCUCAUUGUCUUUCAAUCCCAGGAUUGUUCAACUUCACUGGCCCAAAUGCAUUUAUGGAGAUUGACACCCAACCUCUCUCCUGUUCGAUAGAAAAUCAAAGCAGUUUUUCGCUUAAGUUUGAUGUCUUUCCCGUAUCUAAUUCUUCGGUUCUGUUCACUGGAAUAAGUGGAAGCUUACUUCCAAGCAAUUGGUCGGAAGAUCUAGCUCCCGAUGGAGCGAAUUUUCUUGGAGUUCAAGGAGAUCCACUGGCAUUAUUCAUUUAUAUCGAACGGCCGUAUUUCAGUUUUAUGGUGAUGCGACUAACAGACUAUCAGGUGCGAUUCUACCUCCAUCAUACAUUUGGCUAUUUCGACCGAAGUUGGAAUGAUUGGCACAAGGUAGAAAUAGUCUUAUCGAAGCACGGUAAAAGCCGUGUAAAAUUCACUUUCAAAGUCGACCAGAAAAGCAACAAUGGGUUUUUAAAUCUUGGUAAUAUACUUUGGCCAGACUGGUCAAAGCUAAAAUCCUUCGCACCCAGCGAAGUUGGAAGUAAAAGACGGUUCUACUUCAAUGAAGCUUUCAUUGGAUCGCCAUCCCGAGAAACUAUGUCUCACUAUGCGAUAGAUAUACUGGUGAAAUACAUGGAUGCAAUUGGAACCGUCUAUGCUAAAACCGAUGUUUACGAGAGUUCAUUGGAAAAAUUUGUGCCAUUCCAAGGAAUUGUCAAAUCUUUCCUACUAUCAAGUGAUUGCGCCUGUGGUGUCACGAAUUACUUUGGGCCAAAGAUGAUCCAAGUGGGAACAGGAGUUAAAAUAACUAAAACUUGUGAUAUUAACACUCUUCCACCCCUCUCGUCAAAAUUGCCAGGAAGCUGUCGUUCGAAAGUUCCGGGAAUUUCUUGUGGUUGCGACCGGGUUUGCUAUUGUCCACUUGAGCAGCAAUGCACGUCAAUGAAAAUUCAAGAUACUGGAACAAUGCGCUCAGGACUACUGAAAACAGAAAUUACCCAUGAAAAUGUAAAUGAUGAGUCCAAGUUAAAAUUGACAAGUGGAUUGUCACAAUCACCCGCCUUUCUUAAUGAAGAUUCAGGGACAUAUAAUAAAUUGGAUUCUUGUUUUGCCAACAUAUUCCUCUGUGACAAACCAAUAAUUUAUGAAUUUUGGAUGAAUAUAGACCCACUGGCAGUAAUUAAUGGAUCGACUUUGGUCAUGAAGCAUGCGUCUUACAUAAACUCUCCUUGGUAUAUGAAAAUCGCCUUCAAUGGUUAUCCAACGAAAUUAUCCGACUCAGAACGUGUUAUGAAACUCUCUGCAGAAAUUCAAGCUCCGCCAAACCAUAUCUGGAGAGUCGAGAGAUGUGAAUCGAACCUGCGGGCUAUCCCUGGUCAAUGGCAUCAGGUUAAAGUUCACUGGGACAAGAUGAUUCUUAGUCUCUACCUCGAUGGAAAUCUUUGUGGAACUGCUAAAUCGAUGACCUCAAUAAUACAUGGGAGUAUCAAGCAAAGAUUUUCAACUAGACGUACACCAUUCCUAUUUCUUGGAAAUCACACUAUCGAGGACCUAAUAUUCAACGAUAAAGAAAUUCUUCCCAAAUUCACGCAUUUAACUGCACUUUCUAAUAAUUUGGAAAAGUUGGAAACACUUAUCUCUAAAAUCACUGGAGACUUUUACGCAUCAUUCCAACUGAAUGCAUCACUGGAAUUCCUAUUUCUACCGCUUCCUGGAGCGCAUAUCACAAAAUGUGGGCAAGGUGGUAAAAUAGCCGUAGAAGAUGAACACAGCAAAGAUUGUCGAGUGUUUCAACUUUCCGAGCAGCAUUGUGAAGACAGUGACGUAUGCAGUGUGGAAGUGGAGCGUCAUGGAAGUGAAAUCACUCUAUAUAGCCAGAACGAAAAGUUAUCGCCGGAUUUUGAGGUGAAGCUUUGUGAAGCUGCGAAAGAAUGUAGAAUGCGAGAGCAGGUAAAUCAAACCUUGGGACUGGUGCCAAAUACACAGAUUCAACUCUUUGACCGUGCGAGGAGGGAAUUAGAAAGCCGUCGACAUAUCCAUGUCUGUGAGUUAGCUCGUUUGAAUGCUUCUUUUGGGCUGCCCAUGUUGUGCGAUGAUUUUUCCAACCCUAGAAAUGUGUGUAGCAGCGUUAAGAGAUUAAUCGCAAUUUCUACCUUCAUUUGCUUAUUUUUACCAAGUGUUAACUACAACACGUUUAAGUAUCAAAAUUCAGGUCCUGCCUAUGCGCGUGAUGAGUAUCAGAUGGUGGAGUGUUUACUGAAUAAGAAAUAA
This is a messenger RNA of Rodentolepis nana, 2331 nucleotides long. Lineage: Eukaryota; Metazoa; Platyhelminthes; Cestoda; Cyclophyllidea; Hymenolepididae. The record is from the annotation of a GenBank genome assembly.